Molecule: messenger RNA, 2516 nt
Organism: Drosophila rhopaloa
Lineage: Eukaryota; Metazoa; Arthropoda; Insecta; Diptera; Drosophilidae
Product: R3H and coiled-coil domain-containing protein 1
Exons: 10
Coding region: 489-2078 (529 amino acids)
Molecular function (GO): nucleic acid binding
Source: RefSeq, a predicted model, not a curated record
GUGUGCGUGCGACGUCGGGUUUUUCGUCGUCGCGACUUUUUUUAAAUAAACUGGAGGCAUUCGCAAAUAAUUUAAGUCUUAUUGAUCAGGAAUUUGUGCAUAAUGUCGGUUGUGAUAUUGAGCUGUUUGUGAAGAAGCGCCUAAGUAGUGGCGUUCUGCUCUUUCCACCUGUGGGCAAUUACCGCCGUUAUCUCAUCCACCAAACAUGUGAGAAAUACCGCCAGCAGUACGAUCUGUUCACCUUCUCAGUGGGCCAAGGGCCGCAGCGCCGCACAGUCCUGUGUUUUCGCAACCAACUCCUCGAUCCACAGGGUUUUGAAGCCCGCAAGCAGCAGCAGCAGAGGGAUAAGGAGCGGGAGCGGUACCAGCAGACCCGUGAGAGGGAGCGAGAUAAGGAGGCAGCGAAGAGCUGGCGGAGCAACAACAAUUCACACGGGAACGGCAGAAGCAGCAGCGCCAGCAGAAGAAACACAACGGAGCUCUGUAAGAUGGGCGUUAAGAAGCAUAUCAGCGAAACACCAUUAAGCAAAUCGAACUCGGUGGAUUUAUACAGACCGCCAGCCUUAAGGAACAACAAUAGCAAUAACAACAACAGCAGCAGCGAGGAAGCAGCUGCAGCGAACGAAUCAAUAACAACAAUAAUCACAACAACAGCUGCAGGAACAGCGACAUCUGCAACUACAAAUCCUACCUCUAUAGGAUCCCCCAACAGAGAGCAACAGGCGGACUCCUCAGCAGCGGCCACUCGUCGCGAACGCCGUCCCGAUCGCGCUGUUUAUGUGCCAAGGGCACGUCGCAGUCAAACCACACCACCGACCACUACAACGACAACAGCUACAGCGGUUGUAACAACAGCAACAGCAGCACCAGCGGCAAUUACGACAGUGGAAUCACCACCAGUUGCAGAUACAAACUCGAGCAAGACGGACGACGCCAACGGUCAGCAGCUGUCCAAAUCGAAGAAAUCGAAAUCGCAUCGCGAGCGCAGAGAACGCGGCAAGAAAUCGAACUCUAUAUCUGCAUCUACAACAGCCGAUAACGCCACUGUACUCGUUAUAUCAGGAACUGAAAACGAUACUCAAUUAAACCAAGAGAACCGACCGGCCAAGCCAGCGGACUGUGAUAAGGAGAUCAUGAGUGGAGCCCAGCGUACAAAGCCAGGCAAUGGUAACAAAUCCACCAGCAACGGCAGGUCCCAGCCAUCGCCGCCAUUGCGCAUCGAGGAUGUGGCGGUGCCCAGGACAACCAAUGGCGAGGAGGCCGCCAAAUGUGAUAACGAUGUGCGCGAACUGCAGCGAGCCUCAAAGGAAAUCAAUCGCAGCAAUCGUCGCAUCAUGAAACAAACAUUCGUCUCGGAUGUGCUAGAGAUUCCCGAAAAAAUCGAAACGGCGACACCCAAGGCAAGCCAAUCUCCUCUAGCAUCAGCCACAGCGAAACCACCUGCAGACAGCACCACUGAAGAUGAUGACGAGGAGGACGAGGACGACUGGGAGAACAUGUUUGAUGAAAGUGGUGACUGCUUGGAUCCCAAGAUUCUCCAAGAACUGAGUGAAUCUGUUGGCAAGUGCAAAAUAGAGCUGCCCAAAAUGGACUAUACAGUCUUUCACAUCAAGCAACAACUACUGAACGAAGAGGAGUUUCCCCACGUUCUGGAGGUAUCCAAUUUCCCAGUGGAGUUCAAAACGCCCGACCUGUUCAUGCUUUUUGCCCAGUACAAGGGCAGUGGCUUUGACAUUAAAUGGGUGGACGAUACUCACGCCCUAGCUGUGUUCAGUAGUUCCCGCAUUGCUGCUGAGGUGCUGACGAUGGGACAUCCGUUUGUCAAGUUGAAGCCACUGGCGGAGGCCACGUUGGAGUCACGACUGAAGGCUAAGAAGGCCGGAGCCGUAUCAUUGCAGCCGUAUCGCCAGCGUCCGGAAACAUGCACGGCCUUGGCGCGGCGACUGGUUUCCGGCGCAUUGGGGGUAAAACUGCCCACGGCGCCGCAGGAGCGGGAGAACGAGAGGCGGGUACUACGUGAAGCCAAAGAACGCAAACUGUUAGCUGCCAAACAGCGGGACGAAGUCUGGGAAAGCUAGGCCGCAGCCCGGAAGAAGGCAAGGUGCAUUUUUCUCCAACCCAUCAAUCAACAGCUGCGACAGCAACCACAACAUGAAGAUCAACACUAUCACUACCAACCAUUAUCCACAACAAAAAAUUUCUCAAUCGAAGCUAGCAAAAUAUAUGAGUAAUUUGCAUGCUAAGAAAUGUACUUUAAAUGUUCGCUUUUUGUGCAAUUAACACAGAUUUUUGCUCAAUUUGUUGUAGUUUUUAAAGGACGCAUGAUAAUGAUGUAAUGCAUAUUAUAUCAUCUAGGAUGUAAGAGAGAAAUAUCUAUAUUUAUUGGUCGUAGCAAGUAAACAUGCAUAGAUAUGUACAUGUUGUUUUAACUCCAGGCGUAAACCUUAAUUUUUAAGCGCGAGCAAUUUAUAUAUUGAUAUAUAUUUUAAUAAAGUUUAUAGCGUAAGAAAAACUAA